AAGCCUACCCUUCGAAUGACGUUGGACUGAUUGAGCUCAGUGCUAGAAUAGUACCCGCAAGCACGGAUAUGUUUUUUUCCUUUCGAUUCUCGACUGGGUUAGGAAUCUGUGCUCAUUUGUUCUAAUACCAAUUACGCAAGGCGAAUAAGGAGGAAAAAGAAUAGAAUCCCAUCGAUUUUAAGAGCUUCCUCUCUUUCUCUUCGUUAUUUUUGGUAUGCAAAUUUCUCCUGUUCUUGUUAAACCUGGAGGAGUACAAAGUAAAUUUUCAGAAGAAAGAAUGGUUGGUAAAUUGUCCACUAGAUUAUUGAACAUAUGCGUAGUAUCAUUUUGCAAAGCCAGGCAGUUAGAUAAAGCAGAAUCUGUCAUUAUUGAUGCUGUAAGGUUAGGAAUACGUCCUAAUGUAGUUACUUAUAAUGAACUUAUUGUUGGCUACUGUCGCCUUUCCAGUUUUGAGUCUGCUUAUUCUCUUCUCCAGAGAAUGAGAGAAGCCAGGAUAAACCCGGAUGUAGUUACCUACAAUUCUCUGAUAUCUGGUGCUGCUAGAAAUUGCUUAUUAUCGAAAUCCCUUGACCUGUUUGAAGAAAUGCUUCAAAGGGGCAUGGCUCCUGAUAUUUGGAGUUUUAAUACAUUGAUGCAUUGCUUCUUUGAGCUAGGAAGACCUGAAGAAGCAAAUCAGGUUUUCAGGGAUAUUAUUUUACAUGGUUUAUCUCCAUGUCCAGCAACUUUUAAUAUCAUGAUUAAUGGUCUUUGCAAGAAUGGUUAUACAAGUAAUGCACUCAUGCUGUUUAGAAAUUUACAGCGACAUGGAUUUGUUCCUGAAUUAAUCACUUAUAAUAUUCUUAUUAAUGGACUGUGUAAAGUGGGGAGAUUAGGGGCUGCAAGGAGGAUGCUCAAAGAACUUUCGGCAUCUGGUUAUCUGCCAAAUGCCAUAACUUAUACCACAGUUAUGAAAUGCUGCUUUAGAUCUAGGCGAUUUCAACAAGGGCUUGAGAUAUUGCAAGAGAUGAGACAUAAGGGUUAUACUUUCGAUGGUUUUGCAGAUUGCACGGUGGUAGGUGCUCUAAUAAAGGGUGGUAGGAUUAAAGAGGCAACUAAUUAUAUGGAUCAGAUGAUGAGAAAUGGCAUCAAACAUGAUUUAGCAUCUUAUAAUACACUAAUGAAUUUGUAUUGUAAAGUAGGUAAAUUGGAAGAUGCAUAUCAAUUGCUUGAUGAAAUAGAAGAAGGUGGUUUAGAAUGUGACGAGUAUACACACACAAUUUUGAUAGAUGGGUUGUGUAAGGCAGGUAAUAUUGAGGGGGCACAGCAACAUAUGAAGCAUAUGAAUGUGUUGGGUUUAAAAUCGCAUUUGGUUGCUUCAAAUUGUGUAGUUGAUGGAUUGUGCAAAGCUGGUCAGAUCGAUAAUGCUUUGAAGAUGUUUGAAUCAAUGGAGAUGAGGGACUCAUUUACCUACUCUUCCUUGGUUCACAAUCUUUGCAAGGCUAGAAGGUAUCACUGUGCAUCCAAGCUUUUGCUUGGUUGCAUAAACAGUGGCAUGAAAAUACUCCGAUCAGCUCAAUGGGCUGUUAUAGAUGGUCUUCAAUAUUCUGGUUUUCAAAAAGAAGCAAGGAAGCUUAAAUCAAAAAUUAGAUUGGCGCAGAUGGUGCAGUGUUGAUGUCCCUGUGGUCCUUUUGAUGCAGUUUGCGCGUUGGAAUAUUUUACUGAUGGAAUUCAACUGAGUCAUUCUAAUGACCAAACUUUUUGAAAUUAAAAUCUUCGGUCAGCACCAUGUAAAUGUAAAUGCCCCAUGUUGUUGUAAAGAACUAGAGAUGCUUAUUACUAAUAAGGUUGAUUCUGUUUGAACAUGGAUUGGAGGGAUAGAAUCCUGGUUAAUGAAAAUGGACAACGGCCAUUUAGUUCCUAAACAUGUACAUUGGGUUAUUUAACACUGGAUAUUGAUUUGCAUUGGUUGGAGAACUCUACUUUCACUGAGCAUGAGUAUGACACAGAAUACUCACACCGGAGUGGAUGCAUGGGCAUGUCAGUUCCUAAUGUUGAUGGAGCACAGGUACACAUCUUUUACUAUGCCAAGCACUAAGCUCAUCUUAUGUCUCACUUGAGUUUUUAUGGUCCCCUCCAAGAACCUACCUAUUCCAUUGCGCCCACUGUGAGUCUACCACCUAGCUCACUUCAUCCUAGAGUGUGCACCUCUCAUUGCUCUAGGAGCUACCUUGGCUUGGGAGACUUGUAGGGUGUCACAUAUUAUAGGAGGAAGUUUAAGAAUAACUCAGGACUGUGGAAUUGGGGGGAGCAGUUAUUUCCAGCAGUUAUGACUGCACUAUUGGUGGUAAUAGGAGAAUAAAUGGAGAUGGAUAGCUCCUGUAUCGAUCAUUCAAGAACUGAAUCAAUAAUCUCAUAUUCUAUUCUCUCUCUAUUUCUUUCUCUUCUUUCUCUAUUCUGUUCUUCCUCUCCUUUGUAACGGUCAAGUUAUGGUGUCUACUUUAAUGUAGGGCCUUGUGAAAGAACUAGAAUUGUGGACUGUACCCAACUUAAGGCAUUAGUACACGGGUCCCUUGCACUUGUAUGUCUCUCAUGUAUCCUUUUUCUCUCCAAUGUGACACUUCCCACUUCACUUCUGUUAUCCCAACACAAGAACGGGUCAACAUUUAUG
Molecule: messenger RNA, 2647 nt
Organism: Manihot esculenta (cassava)
Lineage: Eukaryota; Viridiplantae; Streptophyta; Magnoliopsida; Malpighiales; Euphorbiaceae
Product: putative pentatricopeptide repeat-containing protein At4g17915
Exons: 1
Coding region: 215-1651 (478 amino acids)
Molecular function (GO): protein binding
Source: RefSeq, a predicted model, not a curated record